UGUUGCAGCCGGAACGGUCCGAGCGCGGUCUCGGUUGCCGCGGGGGUGGUGUUCGGGAACGGACCGGUCCCUGAGUGUCAGAAUGGCGGCAGAUUCCUCUUCUCCUUCGGCGCCUCGGCGGCUGAACGUGAACGUGGGCGUCCUGGGCCACAUCGACAGCGGGAAGACGGCCUUGGCGCGGGCCCUGAGCACGGUGGGCUCCACCGCCGCCUUCGACCGGGCCCCGCAGAGCCGAGCCCGCGGCAUCACGCUGGACCUGGGCUUCUCCUGCCUCUGCACCCCGCUGCCCCCGCACCUGGGGCCCGGGCCGGGCCUCCUGCAGCUCACCCUGGUGGACUGCCCCGGACACGCCUCCCUCAUCCGCACCAUCAUCGGCGGUGCCCAGAUCAUUGACCUGAUGAUGCUUGUGAUAGAUGUGACAAAAGGGAUGCAGACUCAGUCAGCAGAAUGCUUGGUGAUUGGGCAGAUUGCGUGCCAGAAAAUGAUUGUGGUUUUGAACAAAAUAGAUCUUCUCCCUGAAGGUAAACGACAGGCUGCCAUUGAGAAGAUGACCAAGAAAAUGCAGAAGACUUUGGAAAAUACCAAGUUUCAUGGAUGCCCUAUAGUUUCUGUUGCUGCAAAACCUGGAGGACCAGAAGCCCCAGAAACGGUGACUCCAGUAGGAGUUUCUGAACUAAUUGAGGUCCUGAAAGCAGAGGCUUACUUACCAAAAAGAGAUUCCUCAGGACCUUUCCUCAUGGCUAUUGACCACUGCUUCUCCAUUAAAGGUCAAGGCACUGUGAUGACAGGAACUAUUCUUUCCGGCUCUGUUAGUGUUGGGGACAAUGUGGAGAUCCCUGCCCUGAAGGUAACCAAGAAAGUCAAGUCCAUGCAGAUGUUUCAUACUCCGGUCACUUAUGCCAUGCAGGGUGACAGAGUAGGAAUCUGUGUAACUCAGUUUGAUCCAAAGCUGUUGGAACGUGGCUUGAUCUGUACUCCUGAAUCUCUCCAGACCAUUCAUGCUGCUAUCAUCUCUUUAAAGAAAAUUCCAUAUUUCCGAGGCACUCUUCAGACAAAAGCUAAGUUUCAUAUCACAGUGGGCCAUGAAACUGUUAUGGGAAGAGUCAUGUUUUUUAGCCCUGCUCCAGAUGACUUCAAUGACGAACCCAUGGAGAACAGUUUGAAUUUUGGCAAGGAAUAUCUUUACCAAGAAGAAUAUCUUUGGAGAGACCCAAAAUCUUCAGAAGAAAACAAGGAGAAUGACCAAGCUGGAGAAAGACAGAUCCCUAAACAGCAGUGGGCUUUACUUGAGUUUGAAAAACCAGUCACUUGUCCUAAAUUGUGCCUUGUGAUUGGCUCAAAGCUGGAUACUGAUAUUCAUGCAAACACUUGUAGGUUAGCAUUUCAUGGUGUACUCCUACAAGGAAUGGAAGACAAAAAUUAUGCAGAGACAUUUCUUCCAAAGCUCAAAGUUUACAAGCUGAAACAUAAAGAAGGGCAAGUGGAACGGCUCUGUGAUGAUUACAGUGUGAUUGGUCGUUCACUGUUUAAAAAAGAAACAAACAUCCAGAUAUUUGUGGGGCUGAAAGUCAAGCUAUCUACAGGAGAAGAAGGCCUAAUAGAAGGUGGAUUUGGACAGAGUGGAAAGUUUAAAAUUCGCAUUCCAGAUGGGGUGAAGCCAGAAACAAAGGCGCUCCUGACUACCAUCUCCAAGAAGAAGCCCAAGGCAGGGAAGGGGGAUACACCAAAAGAGGAUGAAAGCAGCAGGGUUGACUCAGUCCAGCCUGUUCAUAUCACUCUUCUCUUUAAAAGAUAUGUCUUUGAUUCACAGAAGAAAAUGAUUCAGUCUUGAGAAACAUCUGAAGUGUCCUUUAAAGGUUGGAUACCAAAAUCACUUGCAAGUCAGUUCCCAUGGACUAAAGACCAUUUCUUGUUGAUUACUGCUGGCCCAAGAUACCAUGGAUAUUUUUUGUUCUAACCUGCUGUGUUGCAGAAAGAUAGGACCUGUUACUAUUGCUCUUUUACAGCUAAUUCAAAUGCACUGUCUUAUAUGCAAGCUCUCUUGUUCUCUCUCUCUUUCUCAAUCUCACACACACACACACACAAAGCCCGAUCUAUAACUAAACUUUCUCAUAUAUUAUGAUAGAAAUGAGAAAGUAAAAAAGGCAAACAUGGCACAAUCAAACUAAAUGAGGUGUUUAAAUUCCCUUAUAUAUAAUAAUCCAAAUGUAGUAUUUGUAAAGCAGGGAUUACUUUGUAAAUGAGGUUUGUAUCUUGAGCACCAUUUAUAACUGGCUUCAGUGUCAAAACAUCUUUAGGGAUGUACAUAAUUUCAUGGUAUGCAUUGUAAACCUUUGCUGUUUCCCGGGUUCAGAUCUGCUUUUGUGUAAUACUUUUGUACAAGCUUUUCAGAUCUGCUGGCUAAUGUUUUCCUCUAGGAAAACUGAUAAUAUAAGCAACUCGGAUCUACUAUUGAGUAUUUCUGGUCGUCAGUGUUGCUCAACGUAUCUAAAAGCAUACUGUUAUCAUCAAACUGUCAAAUUAUGAGAAUUAAAACAAAACCAAAAAUGC
Messenger RNA from Anolis sagrei ordinatus, 2550 nucleotides. It is a transcript of the gene EEFSEC, whose product is annotated as eukaryotic elongation factor, selenocysteine-tRNA specific. Gene Ontology annotation, molecular function: translation elongation factor activity; GTPase activity; GTP binding. Gene Ontology annotation, biological process: selenocysteine incorporation. NCBI's taxonomy places the organism in Eukaryota, Metazoa, Chordata, Lepidosauria, Squamata, Anolidae. The record is from RefSeq and is a predicted model, not a curated record.